This is a messenger RNA of Asparagus officinalis (garden asparagus), 1356 nucleotides long. RefSeq names its product mitochondrial phosphate carrier protein 3, mitochondrial. The transcript is spliced from 6 exons. Lineage: Eukaryota; Viridiplantae; Streptophyta; Magnoliopsida; Asparagales; Asparagaceae. Gene Ontology annotation, biological process: mitochondrial phosphate ion transmembrane transport. The record is from RefSeq and is a predicted model, not a curated record. The coding region runs from base 25 to 933 and encodes 302 amino acids. Gene Ontology annotation, cellular component: mitochondrial inner membrane. Gene Ontology annotation, molecular function: phosphate transmembrane transporter activity.
CUCCNCGAGCCUGGAAAGAUCGCGAUGUACUCGCCGACGUUUUAUGCUGCUUGUACGUUUGGAGGGAUUUUGAGCUGUGGGUUGACUCAUACGGCUGUUACUCCGCUGGAUCUCGUCAAGUGUAACAUGCAGAUUGAUCCUGCAAAAUACAAGAGCAUCCCAUCGGGAUUUGGAGUCCUGCUAAAGGAGCAGGGAGUUAGAGGUUUCUUCAGGGGAUGGGUGCCAACCUUGCUUGGUUACAGUGCUCAGGGAGCUUGCAAGUUUGGGUUCUAUGAAUUCUUCAAGAAAUACUAUUCAGAUCUUGCUGGACCUGAGUAUGCAACUAAGUACAAGACGCUGAUCUAUCUAGCUGGGUCAGCAUCUGCUGAAGUGAUUGCUGAUGUUGCUCUUUGCCCCAUGGAGGCUGUGAAAGUCCGAGUCCAGACACAGCCAGGGUUCGCUAGAGGAUUGAGCGAUGGGCUUCCGAAGUUUGUCAAAGCUGAAGGAGCAAUGGGAUUAUACAAAGGAAUUGUACCACUAUGGGGUCGUCAGAUUCCUUACACGAUGAUGAAAUUUGCAUCCUUUGAGACCAUUGUUGAGAUGUUAUACAAAUACGCCAUUCCCACACCAAAGGAUCAGUGCAGCAAAACUCUUCAACUGGGUGUGAGCUUUGCAGGUGGUUAUGUUGCUGGAGUAUUCUGUGCUGUCGUCUCUCACCCAGCUGACAACCUUGUAUCUUUCCUCAACAAUGCUAAGGGGGCAACUGUUGGUGAUGCUGUGAAGAAACUUGGAAUGUUGGGCUUGUUUACCCGUGGGCUCCCACUCCGAAUUGUCAUGAUUGGUACUUUGACAGGAGCUCAGUGGGGUAUUUAUGAUGCAUUCAAAGUCUUCGUUGGCCUGCCAACCACUGGUGGAGCUGCUCCUGCUGCGGCCACACUCCAACCUGCAAAAUGAGCAACUACUCAUUUUUCAUUAAGUGGUUUUAUUUAAUAACAAAAGUUUCACUGAUUGUUUUGCUCCUCUGCGGAUGGGGUGUAUAAUAUUUUUUUUUGAAGCAUAGUUUUAUUUCCUAUCAGCCUUCGGAAUUUCAACGGAUGGUUUUGUUCUGAUCUCAUCCUCCAGACACGAGAGAGCUCUAAAUGAUGGUAAAGUUGAAGAUAUAUUUUUUGGUGUUGUCUCACAUUUCUAAAAGAAAUUGAGUAAUAAAUUUUGGAUUAGAGGCAGUAGUUCUGCCUAGUACUCUCUCUGUUGUUGUAUUCUUUCUUUUGCAUCUUCACUUCUGGAACUGCCAUUUUAUUUUCUUGCGUCAAGUGCUCUCUCUCUUGUGAUGAGUUUUUACUGAACUUUGAUAAAUGAACUUCAUUCUCAUCCUUCAGA